GCCCCCCAAAAGUUGGAUCCUGGUUUCACGGUCGCACAAGGAGGUCACAUGGGCAUGGGCAGGAGGAGGCGCUAUGCCAUCAACCCGCUGGGUUAUAAAUGGGACCAUGUUAAUCUGACCUAUAAGAUCGUGCAGUUCCCCAGCACGCUGAACAAAGGUGACACAGAGAGAGCCAUUGCCGCUGCCUUCCGCAUGUGGAGCGACGUCUCGCCCCUCAGCUUCCGGCGCCUGCUCCCUGACCAGCCGGCUGACAUCACCAUAGGCUUCUACAGCUUUAACCACAGUGACUGCUGGUUCUCCCCGCGGCACCCCUGCUUUGAUGGGCUGAACGGGGAGCUGGCCCACGCCUUCCUGCCGCCCCGGGGCGAGAUCCAUUUUGACAACCACGAGUUCUGGAUCCUGGGCCGCUCGCACUUCAACUGGAAACAAGGGGUCUGGCUGAAUGACCUGGUCCAGGUGGCAGCUCAUGAGAUCGGCCAUGCCCUGGGCCUGUGGCAUUCACGGGACGUCCGCGCGCUCAUGCACCCAAACGCCACCUACAGCAGGACGUGGCGCAUCAGCCAGGAUGACGUCUGGGCCGUUCAGCGACUGUACGGCUGCGUGGAUGAGAAGCGGCAAUGUGAGCCUUGGGCCCGGCUGGGAUUCUGCAUGCGCCGGCGCGCCUUCAUGAAGAGGCACUGCCCCAAAAUCUGCAACGCCUGCUUUGAGCCACCUGCUGUCUCCUCCUCCCCCUCUGUGCGGCCCCCCCACAUUCACACCAAGUACAUCUCUGAAGGGAGAGUCCUAACCUUCCGCUGUGGGCUGAACUCCUCCAGGCCACAGCUGCAAGUCAGCUGGUACAAAGAUGGGGAGCGUCUUUCACGCUCUGUUCCCGGCUUUGAGUUGCUGCCGCGCCAGGAGCUGCGCGUUCGUGCCACCGAGUUCAGCGAAGGGCAGUACACAUGCUUGAUCCGCCACGCCAGCAGGAUCCUCCGGGCCAAUUCUUGGCAGAUAAAGCUCAAGGCCAGGAGCCCUUCCUCCCACAAGCAACCAGGGCUCCGAAGGGACAUGCAGGGAAAUGCACGUGCCUGAUUCAUAGGGCAAGGGAUGUAUGUACAAUUGUGAGCAUGUGCCCCAGGGCUCUGUGUGGGGACAGUAUCGUCCCUGUUCUUCACAGCAGUCUCAUUGCUCGGGUGUCUCGUCACUCAGCAUCCUGGCCCAUCUCCUCUGCUUCCUCCUCAUCCUGGUCACUUAAACCAGGGCUGGCCAAAUAGCAGAGAGUUCAGUGCCAGGACCCUGCUCCUUUCAUUGACCCAUUCCUAGUGCUGGCAGGAGCUAUUCACUAUUCCCGGACUAGGGCAGCGAUCUCCUGCUGGGAGGAGGUGAGGGUAAGAUUAUCUGCCUGCUUCCCCAGGCCCUCUGCUUGCUUUCAUUGGUGUCUGUGAGCAUGCCCACUUCCCCCUCCUAUGCACCUCAAC
Mauremys reevesii (Reeves's turtle) is the source of this 1457-nucleotide messenger RNA. RefSeq names its product matrix metalloproteinase-23-like. The record is from RefSeq and is a predicted model, not a curated record. The transcript is spliced from 7 exons. Gene Ontology annotation, molecular function: metalloendopeptidase activity; zinc ion binding. Bases 49 to 1071 code for a protein of 340 amino acids. Gene Ontology annotation, cellular component: extracellular matrix. Gene Ontology annotation, biological process: extracellular matrix organization; proteolysis; collagen catabolic process. Lineage: Eukaryota; Metazoa; Chordata; Testudines; Geoemydidae.